This is a messenger RNA of Vicugna pacos (alpaca), 4045 nucleotides long. NCBI's taxonomy places the organism in Eukaryota, Metazoa, Chordata, Mammalia, Artiodactyla, Camelidae. The record is from RefSeq and is a predicted model, not a curated record.
UGGCUGUUGGGAGAGAGACCGAGGGAGGCAACAUCGCCUGGUCCUGCUCUCUCAUUUUCCUGCUUAACUCAACCUGGAGUGUUGGCACCUGUUUUCUCCCUGCGUUCUCCUUGCGCCACACAGGGAAGCCAGUCACUCCGGACUCCCCAAACGUCCAGGCUGGGUGGAUUAAUAAGUGGUCUGGGUGGAACGGGUUGGGGGGGUGGGGUGGAGUCUGCCCUCUACGUUGACUUUCUGAAAGGUACCGCUAGGGUCUUUUGACAGUGCAACGCCUAGGGUGGGAGGCACAGACGAGGCUUCGGUUACUACACUGCUUACUUGGUUUUCUUCUGGUGAUCUGGAUUUGUUUCCUCGGCCUCGUCCCCCGCCUCUUCUCUCUCCCCUCCCUUUUUUAGCGAAGUGACACAGGCAACACCUGCUCGCUGGUGUUCGACGUUGGAACUCACACCUUCUCUCGGUGGUGACGGUGCCAGCGUACUGGGGACAGAGGGGCAGCAGCGGUUUUCCUUCGUCCCAGCCCAUGAUGCCUAGAGGGGCAGUGGUUGGGCUGCGUUGGGGCUCUGGCCGCAGCACUUCAAGGCGGAAUUAAGGGGCUGCAGCUGGUCAGGAGUUGCUGCUAAGUGGACUCCGCGCAGUCUCCGAGAGGGUAUCCGCUGGGACCUGUCUGCUAAAAGCGGGAACAAGAGCACCUGAACCGGGGAACUCCAGCGUCUUGCGGGCGGAAGUCCGCCGAGCUCAGAGCGUCUCCUCCUUCCUACCCCAGCAACUCCUGCACAUUGGAGACCCGGGACCUGGGAGAGCCAGGGAACUGGAGAAAUACGUGGCGGAGGCUGCUUUCCUGAAGGUGAACCCUUCAUUCCAAUUGCCUUUCCCCAGGAGAGCAAAAGGGAGGGCAGGAGAGAGAGAAUCGAGGAUACGUGUGUGUGAGAGACAGAGACGACGUGUGGCGGGAGGAAAAGUCUUCACUCAGCGUUAAAAAGCAAACAAAUCGGAGAUGGAAUAAGCGGUAAUUGCUGCAAGACCGCCUUGAUUCUCGCAGUCUAGGAAGCUGAGCGCACCGCGCGCAUCGGCGAGGAGAGCUGGCGACCGCGGGAGCUGGCGAGGGCUGCGGGACUUUGGCUUUUCCUUACUAAACAAAUCUUUUGAUUACUUUGACUUGUGAAUAACGAGGGGAGAAAAGGGACGAGCCCUUCGCUAGCUACCUUCCAUCCGCUUUAAGGGGAUUCCAGUUUGGAUGUCAAGAGACUCCUGAACCCUCUUUGGGGGUAGGAGGAAGCACACGCGCGCGCACACACGCACGUUCAGGGCCACACUCACACGCCCUCCACGAGCACACACCACUAGACCUCGGUUCCCUAUGCCCCAGAACGGUGACGGCGGAUUGGCAUCUUGGAAGCGAUGCAAGAGCGAUAAGGCUGGCGCGGGCCCGCGGAAGCUGCUGGAGCAUCGCUAGGUGUUGCCGCCACCAGGAAGCCGGGCUGCAGGAUGAGUAAGAGAUACUUACAGAAAGCAACAAAAGGAAAACUGCUAAUAAUAAUAUUCAUUGUAACCUUGUGGGGGAAAGUUGUAUCCAGCGCAAACCAUCAUAAAGCUCACCAUGUUAAAACGGGCACUUGCGAGGUGGUGGCCCUCCACAGAUGCUGUAAUAAGAACAAGAUAGAAGAACGGUCACAAACAGUCAAGUGCUCCUGCUUCCCCGGCCAGGUGGCAGGCACCACACGAGCUGCUCCGUCGUGCGUGGAUGCUUCAAUAGUGGAACAGAAAUGGUGGUGCCAUAUGCAACCGUGUCUUGAGGGAGAGGAAUGCAAAGUCCUGCCGGAUCGGAAAGGAUGGAGCUGCUCCUCGGGGAAUAAGGUGAAAACAACAAGGGUAACCCAUUAACCAAGAAUAAAAUCAAAUGAUCCUCAAGGCGGAUUACAUCGAACAUAUACAUAGAAACGUAACUCCUGAGGUGAGAAGGAUUUUUAUACCGCUCAGAAGAGGCACUCCGGAGUCUAUCGUUUCCAGGGGAUUUCAUGGCUCAUAAUCAACUGCUUCUUGGAAACAGACUUUUUUAAAGUCAGACACGAACUUCUCUAUCAUGGAGAUCUCCUCAGAUUUGAACUGUGUUCAAUUUGUAUAGUUGGAUUUGCUAAAAGAAUUUGAAGUUGCUCUGUGGAGAGUUGGUGAAGAGUUGGUGUUUGCGGAUAGUGUCAGAGAUGCUUACCUUUUGGGCUCUUGGCUCCAAAUGUGACUGCUUUCCUUGUUUCUGAAAGUCUCCCAAGUGCACUGGCCUUCGGCCACGGACCUGCCGCUGGGUCCUGUGCUCACUGGCUGGCGGACUGCACGUGGCUCAGUGACAUCUCCUUUGCGCACUUCUCCUCUGGCAUGGCGUAGACUGGGACGGUUUGAUUUGUAUCUUUAUCUCGGAGCUCUGAAAGCCUAUAUGUUUUAACAUCUUAAAGUUGCUUUUGUUAAAGGAAUGGAAAUAUAUAUACAUUGAUAAUAAUUACUGUUGGUAAGUAAUAGUUAUCUGACUACAUCCAUCAUAUAAGAAUGUGUAGACAAGCUGACUGUUUCCCCAAGGCUGACACGCUGCUGCAGCUCUCCGCCAGCUACGUAGGUAGUAGUUAGAACUGAAUUACCAUUUCCAUCAUAUACGACUCUUUGGUACCUCUAGAGUACUCUCCCUUUCAGGUUUGCUUUUUUUUUAAAGUGGGCUUUUUCUUUCAUUUUUCUCUUUACUUUUCCCCUUCACAGAAAUCAGCAGUGAGCAGUCAGGAAUUUAGGCAACCUUCAGUUUGAACAAAUUGCCAAGGAUGCAUGUGGGUUAUGAUUUCGUAGCUUGAAAGUUACUCUUUUAGAUUUCUUCCAGUAUUUUUUUAAACUGUCCUUUCUAUCUCAUUUUAAAAAGACUGCCUCUUGCUUGAUCCCAAUGACUGUUUGAAUGCCUAUAUAUUUGUUUGUUCAGUCUGUUCCUAGAAUAAAUUGUUCUUUUCCUUGGUCUCAAAUUUAUAAAUAUUUGCUUAAAGUUGCCCCAUUCAAACACUUUCUUUGGUCAGUUUUUGUCCACGUUUUUGUAGUCCUUUUAACAUUUGUGGUUUUCAGUUCUAUAGGAGACUCUUAUAAAUAUUUAAAGGCCUUAAACAUGUAUGUACUUUUUUUCUAAGUUAUUCACAGAAUGUAUAAUUUUAUACUACUGUUAUUUUGUUUCAUUUUGUGAUGUGCUAGGAGAGAAGAAUGGAAAUUGCAUAGCCAUUCUGUAAUAAUAUUGUGCAAAUGUAUAGUUUGAAGGAAUUUAAAGGGAGAGGCGUCUGUAUUUUACUCAUUUUAGGCUGAUAGGCAGAUACUUCAGAAACUGUCCUAUUAGAAGUUCCAUUAUGUUAAAGACAGUGUGGACAUCUUUGAUAUUUUUAAAACUCACUGACAUGGCCAAUUAGGUAUAUGCCGAUUUCCAUGAUGGAGGCUGACAUACAGACGAAAGCUCUCCGGGGGAAGUUGGUAACAACUUUGAAAGACUAAUACAUUACUCAGAAUCUUUUGUUGGCAGAAUGAAUAAAAGUGUAAAAUUUGCUUAAAAAUUUUUGGAAAGUAUGCUUUUGACUGUGAGUGAAAGUAUACUGCCCCACAGUUCCAUGGAAUGAAAUGACUUUUUCCUUCCAUUUUAAUUAUGCAUAAAGUCAGAUGGCUCAGUGGUUUUCGCAAUAGUUCAAGAUGAUAUGAACUCCGGAAGAAAGGAGGAACAGUUGUGCUGGAGUUUCUGCAUCGGUGAUAUUCUCGUUAGUUUCUUUGGAACAAAGUGAAAACCUAUGUUAUUUUGGAAAUUAUGAAUUUGUCCUAGGUUAGUUUGAAAUUAUAGAUCAUGCCUCUCAUUUUUUAAACUAUGUCCUUUAAAACAACACUGGAAACUCUGUAUUAUAUUCAAGUGUAAUACAUGCAUAUCAAUAGGAAAAAAUAAAUGGAAUUUCAAAUAUACUAACUAGAUUAUCCCCAGUAGAUUAAUGUUGUGAUUCAGAAAAGGUGAAUAAAAUUGGAAUAUAAAAUGGACUCUUUUUCAUGAGUUACA